This is a messenger RNA of Beta vulgaris subsp. vulgaris (sugar beet), 643 nucleotides long. RefSeq names its product protein DSS1 HOMOLOG ON CHROMOSOME V. The coding region runs from base 159 to 386 and encodes 75 amino acids. The record is from RefSeq and is a predicted model, not a curated record. NCBI's taxonomy places the organism in Eukaryota, Viridiplantae, Streptophyta, Magnoliopsida, Caryophyllales, Amaranthaceae. The transcript is spliced from 3 exons. Gene Ontology annotation, cellular component: proteasome complex; proteasome regulatory particle, lid subcomplex. Gene Ontology annotation, biological process: double-strand break repair via homologous recombination; mRNA export from nucleus; proteasome assembly.
GACCAAAAAGGCCCAAUUAAUGAAUGUGAGAUCCUUUUCUUUCUUUCUCGUCUACCUUCUUCUUCUUCCUUCUGGAAAACAACUCUUUGCUUCGCUACUUCGUGCGUUUUCUCUCUCUUCGCUUAAAAUCUGCAAUUCUCCAAUUUUUUUCUCUGAAAAUGGCGGCGACUGAAACUAAGCCAGCUACUGAAGAAGCUAAGAUGGAUCUGUUUGAAGACGAUGAUGAAUUUGAGGAGUUUGAAAUCGAUCUCGAGUGGGACAGCAAGGAAGAAGGAAAGGAGGUAACUCAGCAGUGGGAAGACGAUUGGGAUGAUGACGAUGUCAAUGAUGACUUCUCACUACAACUAAGGAGGGAACUUGAGAGUAAUGCUGUUGAGAAGAAAUGAACCAUCUGUGGUUGGUGGAUUCUGGUUAUUGUCAACUGAAGUAUCAGCUUCAAGUUUUCGGGUGCUUUAUAUCCUGUGGUAGAUUUCUAAAUAUCUGAGACUUUAAGUUGCUGGUGGUGUGAAAUUCUGUUGAUGGGGAUGUAGUGGAGAAAAUAGUGGUCAUGAAUCAUGAUGAUAACGUUGGAGUUGUUAUCUUAGGAACAUACUCAUGUAAACAUUUUACGGACCAUUAUGAUUAGUCGAACCUUUUUCUCGUA